Messenger RNA from Peronospora belbahrii, 1230 nucleotides. NCBI's taxonomy places the organism in Eukaryota, Oomycota, Peronosporomycetes, Peronosporales, Peronosporaceae. The record is from the annotation of a GenBank genome assembly.
AUGUUGGAGAAUGCAAAGAAACAAAAGGAUCAACAGGUCAAAGAAAUCGCUAGCAAGCUGGAAAUUGCACAGGCAUUGAACUGGGCAAAAACGGAGAAGAGCCCAGAAGACGUCAUUGGAUGGCUUGGAUUCAAUGAUAACUGGGAGAACCUUUUGACAAGCCCAGCACUGAACAUUUGGUAUAUCUAUGUCACAAAACGUGGAAAACACGAGAAUCCGUUUGAUCUCUUGGUGACACAACUGACAAUGGCCCAUAAGGACGAAGAAAUAGGCGAAAUCUUAGCGCUACUCACGCACUGGUCGAAUGAUCCGAAAACGAGCACGGAGGUUUACUCGUUGUUUCAGAUCGACAAGGCAGAUAAUGCAUUGGAUAGUCCUCUCUUGCUCUUGUGGGCUUCCUACUGUGAUUCAAUGGGGCACGAUCCGGUAGCAUUUUUGUUUGAAAAUUUGCAAGCUCACUACAAGCAUGACGAAAAGCAUGACGCAAAACUUGCACGUGCGAUAAUCGAUGCAAAGCAAAAGCACCCCCACGACGAAUUUUUUGUAAAGAUGGAGCAAAAACUGUUGACGACAUGGCAGGCAGAGGAAAAAGACGAGGGUCUAGUUUUCGAUCUUCUAGGAUUGGACAAGGUUGAGACUAACAUAUUUGCACUUCCGGCCAUGGAGACUUGGGUUUUGUACGUCCAAAAGUUAAAAGGGGAGAAAUGGAAGGUGGCCGUUUUGAAGUUUCUUCAAAGAAGUAAUUACGAUAUUCAUCAGGGCAACACGAUUGCAAACGCCAAGACUUCAGAUAUUGCUGCAAUGGUGGUGGUGCAAGCUUGGCUUCAGGAAGGAAAAGACGAUGCUGACGUAUUUGAACUUCUUGACGUGAUAAGUGAACCAAAUGGUAUCGAUCCUCGAUCUCUUCGUGUCUGGGCGUAUUUUGUAAAAAAGCUUAACGCUGCCACGUAUCGAGACAACAUUCCGGAUGAGGCUCGGUUGAUUACGCGCUUGCUGAAUUACGCAAAUGAAAGCGCUCUGGCAAGAGCGCUGGCAAAGAUGAAACAUAAAGAGCCUGAACAACACAUGUCCUUGUUCUUAACUCGCUUGCAAAACGAACAUUUCCAGCUGUUGAAGUCAAGAUACCAUGACAGGGAGAAGGUUAAACAGUACUUGGUUGACAAUCAUAUCAAUGAUGAGAGCGUUCAAAUGAUUAUGGUGGACUACGACCUUUUUCUUAAGGGCUCUUGA